UUUUUUUUUACUUUUCUUUACCAUGUCUACGUUUGAUGCCAACCCUUAUUCCAGUCUUGAUGAAGACCAUCAGCCUCCUCACUAUACUGAAGACGAGGAAGAUAGUGUUUAUUCUUAUGAUGCAGAAGCUGAAUGGGAAGAAAGUAAAGAACAGCUCAAUGCUUUGUUUUCACUUGUCAUUUUCCCCUUUGUGGGUCGAUGGUUAGGCAAGAAGUUCUCAUUCUGGAUUUGGUCUAGAUAUAUGGGUUCAAAAAUACCAUUUAUGACACGUUACUCUUUAGUCGUGCCAAUGAUUCAAUCCGCUAAAGCCAUUGCUUAAUGCUAUCCAAUCAUAGAUGUGUAACCAGUUUUUUUUUCUCAUUACAGUUAAUAAACCCCUCCCCCCUCCCCUUUUUUUUUCUCAUCUCUUUUUUAUUAUUCAUCACGAGAAAAUAAAACGUAAGCACACAAUAAAGUAGAUGAUGACAAUCAAUAACUUGUUCAUGGUAGAUGAAUUCUUGGAAACUCCCGGG
Gilbertella persicaria is the source of this 512-nucleotide messenger RNA. RefSeq lists its product as uncharacterized. Gene Ontology annotation, biological process: mitochondrial outer membrane translocase complex assembly; protein insertion into mitochondrial outer membrane. The transcript is spliced from 2 exons. Lineage: Eukaryota; Fungi; Mucoromycota; Mucoromycetes; Mucorales; Choanephoraceae. Gene Ontology annotation, cellular component: mitochondrial outer membrane. The coding region runs from base 23 to 319 and encodes 98 amino acids. The record is from RefSeq and is a predicted model, not a curated record.